AUGCGCGUCUACCAGUAUGGGUCGCCCACCUUGCCCAGUCGCUCCCAGCGCCGCACACAAACGCACCGCUCCUGUGCCAGUGUCGGAUUUGAUCCUGUUGAAAAGGGAUUUGAUCCUAUUGAUAAGGUAUUUGAUCCUAUUGAUAAGGGAUUUGAUCCUAUUGAUAAGGGAUUUGAUCCUAUUGGCAAGGGAUUUGAUCCUAUUAAUAAGGAAUUUGAUCCUGUUGAUAAGGGAUUUGAUCCUGUUGAUAAGGGAUUUGAUCCUAUUGAUAAGGGAUUUGAUCCUGUUGAUAAGGGAUUUGAUCCUAUUGAUAAGGAAUUUGAUCCUAUUGAUAAGGGAUUUGAUCCUAUUGAUAAGGGAUUUGAUCCUGUUAAUAAGGGAUUUGAUCCUAUUGAUAAGGGAUUUGAUCCUGUCAAUAAGGGAUUUGAUCCUGUUGGUGGCGGGUGCAGCAAGAGGUUCUCUGAGGUUAGGGGAUAG
Procambarus clarkii (red swamp crayfish) is the source of this 477-nucleotide messenger RNA. The record is from RefSeq and is a predicted model, not a curated record. Lineage: Eukaryota; Metazoa; Arthropoda; Malacostraca; Decapoda; Cambaridae.